This is a messenger RNA of Mangifera indica (mango), 1132 nucleotides long. Its product is annotated as WUSCHEL-related homeobox 13-like. Bases 111 to 890 code for a protein of 259 amino acids. The record is from RefSeq and is a predicted model, not a curated record. The transcript has 4 exons. NCBI's taxonomy places the organism in Eukaryota, Viridiplantae, Streptophyta, Magnoliopsida, Sapindales, Anacardiaceae. Gene Ontology annotation, molecular function: DNA binding; DNA-binding transcription factor activity.
UUCCACGCCUACUCUUUGGAAUUGAUUGGAAGCUCCCAGAGAAGAAAAAAAAAGGGCUUUGCUUGAGCUUGAUGUAAUUGUAAUGUGUGUGAAGUGAGGAGAACAAGAAGAUGAUGGAAUGGGAUAAUCAGGAAUCGCUGGAGACCCAUCAGAACAAUAGCAAUAAUAACAAUAACAGUAACAACAAUAAUAAUAAUUGUAACCAGAGAGGUGAUCAGAAUGGAGGUGGUGUCAAUGGAGCAAUGUAUGUGAAGGUGAUGACUGAUGAACAGCUCGAAACUCUCAGGAAACAGAUUGCUGUUUAUGCUACUAUUUGUGAACAGCUCGUUGAAAUGCAUAAAUCCCUUUCAGCCCAGCAAGAUCUUGCAGGAGUCCGGUUAGGGAAUCUGUACUGUGAUCCGUUGAUGUCAUCUACCGGGCACAAGAUUACGGCUAGACAGAGGUGGACUCCGACACCUGUGCAGCUUCAGAUUCUGGAAAACAUCUUUGAUCAAGGAAAUGGAACUCCAAGCAAACAAAAGAUUAAAGAGAUAACCUCUGAGCUCAGCCAGCAUGGCCAAAUCUCUGAGACAAAUGUCUACAAUUGGUUCCAAAAUAGACGUGCUAGAUCGAAGAGGAAGCAAAUGGUAGCUUCAUCGGCUAAUGCUGAAUCAGAAGUGGAGACUGAGGUUGAUUCAUUGAUUGAACAGAAAGCUAAACCAGAGACCUUUAGCUCCCAACAGAACACAGCUCCAACAGAUCUUUGUUUUCAGAGCCCUGAGAUAUCCUCUGAACUGCAUUUUUUGAGUGUAUUGCCAAAUACAAGAGAAGAACACCUAUCUGGAAAAAUGGGAAUGGGAGGGAGCUACAGUCUUUAUGAGCAUUCAGAAGACUACAGCAUGGCCGGUUGACACUCAUUAUUAUUUUGUUAGCUAUGGAUUAAUUUCUCUGACAAAUUUUAUGUAAUGAGUAGAAGUCAUGAGGGAGUAGUUCAUUUGGGUUGGGUCUGAUUGUUGAAACUUAAUUACCAUGCAUGCCUGAUGUGCCAAAGUCUCAUCUUCUUCUGGUUUGAUACUGUUUCCAAAAGUAUUGGUUAUGUAAUUUGCAGAAUGAAGUAUUUUUCCAGUAUGUAUGGAAUUAUAUUUUUGUAUUA